Brassica oleracea var. oleracea is the source of this 1030-nucleotide messenger RNA. RefSeq lists its product as uncharacterized. The coding region runs from base 188 to 895 and encodes 235 amino acids. The transcript is spliced from 7 exons. NCBI's taxonomy places the organism in Eukaryota, Viridiplantae, Streptophyta, Magnoliopsida, Brassicales, Brassicaceae. The record is from RefSeq and is a predicted model, not a curated record.
CGCAAUCAGAUGAAAUGAAAUGAAAUGAAAAGAAAAGAAAAGGGGCAUUCACAGGCGAAUCACGCCCCGGGCCAUGUGAGCAGGAGUAGGAGUAGAGCGUUGCUCUGAACUUUCAGGAAGCUUCUUUACAUGCAUUGUUUCUGAAUUUACUCUUGUCUUGAAAACCGCUUCCCCGAUACUCUCUGCGAUGGCCUCCACUGGCGAAGGGAGGAAGCAGCAAUUCGCAAGUGCUGCAGAUGGGAACGCACCUCUCAAGUAUCCAAGCUUCAAGUCUCCUCCUAAGCCUAGCCUCACCGAUACCGUCAUAGAUGUGUCUCCUGAGGAGGAGGAAGAAACUGCUUUCCCUUUGAGAGAAGACCGUCCACUAGUCCAAGACGUGUGUACUAUCUCCGUCUUACCUGACGAAGGCAAUACUGUCCCGCCGCAAUGUACCUCCUCUCAGUUUACUCUCUUGAGCUUCGUCAAGGCUCUGCUUCCUUCUAAAAACCAGAUGUUCAUCGACGCGCAACUCAACUGUCAGAAGACUCAGAACCGGAUCAAUGUUCUUCUGGGAGGCACUGAUUCCUACCAGUAUUGCGUCGUGGACAUUAACGUCGAGAAAGGGAACGGUGGUGAGGCCCAUGACGGAGGAGUCGUUGGAAAUGUCAAGUCCGAGAGUGUACAUAUGCAGAAGGUAUUGCAGAGACAAGCAAGCAUGACCACUGAUAAAGCUAUCUCAGAGAGAUGCCAUGAUGCACCAGCCAACAGGUGGAGAAGAUACAAGCGUGCCGCUUCAUUUGAUUCUAGGAAAAUCGUCAUCCUGUUCUCCAUCUUAUCAAGUGUGGGAACGUUGAUAUUGAUCUACUUGACACUGAGAGUGAGGCAAAGCGGAGACAACAGCUUCAAUCAUAUGUAGCCAAAACUGUGGAACAGCUCUUUUGUCCUCCUUUCUUCUUCUUCUUCUUAGCUGUCUCUGUUUUGAAUCUCUUGUAAGAAAAACUGGUCUUCUGUUGCAAGUUUCCAUAAUGUUGAUAAAGACUUACUCUGUGAA